AUGACUUUGAGUAUUCUUCCACAAUUUAAUUUCAAACCUCCCAUAUGUGCAGUGAAUGCCCCAACAUAUACGAGAGCGACAAAUCCAGAAAUGCUGCUAGAAGGAUUUUAUCUCAGUGAAAGAUUUCAAUUAAAACAUAAGAUAGGUGCUGGCACUUAUGGAUUAAUAUACCUCGUUGAAGAUUUGAUGACCGGGCAACAAUUUGCAGCAAAAAUGAUUUUGACUGAAACACCAUCUAAGGUAUCAGGAUCAUCCGUCGAAGAAAACAAAAGGAAAAUUAAGAAAGUGCUAUUUGAUUAUUUCAAUUCUAAACAGAGAGUAAAUUCGAAUGAAUUAAAUUUGGACUAUAUACGGAAUGAGGGCCAUAUGUGUUCGUUUUUAAGAGAAAUUGCGUUGCAUUUAAGAGUACAUCAACAUCCCAGCAUCAUCACAAUACAUAAAGUGAUAAGUUUAGAUAACAUAGCAGUAGCAAUAAUAAUGGAUUACUAUGAACAGGGUGACUUGUUUGAUAACAUAGUGGAAAAACGAAUAUUUACGUAUCCUCCUUACUAUCAAGAUAAGCAAACGCUAAUGAAAAAUGUCAUGUUGCAGUUGAUAGACGCCGUCAAAUUCUGCAAAAGUCAAGGUAUAUACCAUUGUGACUUAAAACCAGAAAACAUCAUGAUUAGAUACCAAAGCGAUUUUAGAAGAACGAGCAAGAGAAUCAUUAACUAUAAUGAAAUUCAAGUCGUCUUAAUAGAUUUUGGUUUAGCCAUGGAUUCAGGUAUAAUAUGUUGCAACACUCGCCGCGGCUCCAGCUUUUACAUGGCUCCGGAAAGAGUCACCAAUUAUGCUACUAGUAGCUUUAUUAAGGCAAGAGUGGACUUGGAUCAAUACAAAUCAAUAAUAUGUGAUAAUCCGUCCAGUGCCAAAUAUUUCCCUACCUUAGCCGGCGACAUAUGGUCAUUGGGUGUGUUAUUUUUAAACAUCACUUGCGCCAAAAACCCUUGGCCUUGCGCUUCAAUAGAGAACAAUAAUGGUAGUAACGUUUUCCAGUCUUAUUUAGAUGACGAAAAAGUGCUCAGCUCUAUUUUUACCAUAUCAACCAACUUUAAUUCCAUACUUGCCCGAAUAUUCAAGCUAAACCCGAAUGAUAGAAUAUCACUCGAAGCCCUAGCUUACGAAAUAGCACGCUGCAAUCUUUUUAAUAAUGUGUCAGCCAACCAGCUACCUACUCCAGUAGAUAGCGAGGGAGACGAUGACGAUAUAAUUUAG
Molecule: messenger RNA, 1254 nt
Organism: Debaryomyces fabryi
Lineage: Eukaryota; Fungi; Ascomycota; Pichiomycetes; Serinales; Debaryomycetaceae
Gene: SHA3
Product: putative serine/threonine protein kinase
Exons: 1
Coding region: 1-1254 (417 amino acids)
Biological process (GO): protein phosphorylation; mitotic DNA damage checkpoint signaling
Cellular component (GO): nucleus
Molecular function (GO): protein serine/threonine kinase activity; ATP binding
Source: RefSeq, a predicted model, not a curated record